CAUUUCUAAUCCGAACGUCGUUCCAGAGAAAUCACUGGAUAAAGAUUAAUAUUAUUAUAUUCAUUUACAUACCUUCUCUCUAUCUCUCUCUUCGAGACACAUCGCGAUCUACUCGCCGGAAGAACAAAAAUUGUUGGUCUUCUUCACCUUUUUCAUGACGUUUAUUCUCUGAUCCAAUUAAUUCCGGAUCGAGAUCGUACGACCUCGCUCUCAGAUUCGAUUCGCCCAAUUUCAAAGGUUGACGUUCACUUGUGAAGACCAUGUCUCAUCACCAAGUGGAUGAUGCUGAAUACAUGGCAGAUGAAUAUGAAAUGGAAGACGUGGAUGAUGAUAUGGACGAAGAGUUUCGUGGAAGAGAGAUGGGUGGCUCAGACUCUGAUGUGGAUGAAUAUGACUACUUGAAUAAUAAAAUGGCAGAUACUUCUGCUGCUCAAGCUAGGAGAGGUAAAGAUAUCCAAGGAAUUCCUUGGGAGAGGCUUAGUAUCACAAGGGAGAAGUAUAGGCAAACUAGGCUAGAACAGUACAAGAACUAUGAGAACAUCCCUCAAUCUGGAGAAGGUUCUGAGAAAGAAUGCAAAAUCACGAAGAAAGGGGGCAACUAUUAUGAGUUCAGACGCAAUUCAAGAUCUGUAAAAUCAACAAUUCUUCAUUUCCAGUUGAGGAACUUGGUAUGGGCUACUUCAAAGCAUGAUGUUUACCUUAUGUCACAUUUUUUGGUCGUUCAUUGGUCUUCAUUAACUUGCGACAAGACUGAGGUUCUCAAUGUUUCAGGACACGUGGCACCAUGUGAGAAGCAUCCUGGAAGCCUGUUGGAAGGAUUUACACAGACGCAAGUUAGCACACUUGCCGUAAAAGAUAAUUUGCUGGUUGCUGGAGGAUUUCAGGGAGAACUUAUUUGCAAGUAUUUAGAUAGACCGGGUGUUUGCUUCUGCACCAGGACCACUUAUGAUGAUAAUGCAAUUACUAACGCUGUUGAGAUCUACACUACUCCAAGUGGCGCUAUUCAUUUCACAGCUUCAAAUAAUGACUGCGGGGUUAGAGACUUUGAUAUGGAAAAAUUUCAACUUUCUAAGCAUUUCCGAUUCCCUUGGCCAGUGAAUCAUACUUCCCAGAGUCCUGACGGUAAGCUUCUCGUAAUUGUUGGAGAUAACCCAGAAGGCUUAUUGGUGGAUUCUAAGACUGGAAAGACGGUUACACAAUUGGUUGGUCACUUGGAUUUCUCAUUUGCAUCAGCAUGGCACCCCGAUGGCCUUACUUUUGCUACCGGGAACCAGGACAAAACGUGCCGAAUUUGGGAUGUCCGAAACCUAUCAAAGUCUGUUGCCGCUUUGAAGGGUAAUCUCGGAGCAAUCCGAUCAAUACGCUACUCGUCUGAUGGCCGGUUCAUGGCAAUGGCGGAGCCCGCGGAUUUUGUCCACGUUUAUGAUGCUAAAGGUGGGUAUGAGAAGGAGCAGGAGAUCGAUUUCUUUGGCGAGAUAUCAGGCAUGUCUUUCAGUCCUGAUACAGAAUCGCUCUUCAUCGGAGUAUGGGAUCGUACAUAUGGUAGCCUUCUUGAGUUUGGUCGACGAAGAAACUACUCCUACCUUGAUUCUGUCAUUUGAGUGUGUGAUUGUGCACCCUGCAAAUAAGUGUGCAAGUAUGGCACAUUUCCCAGUGCGACGCUGGAAACUCAGUUGCAGAAGAAGUGGGCUUGUAGGUGUAGAUGUUAAAUGUGUUGUGCAAUGUUAGGUUGUUAUUUGUGUUGUUGGGAGUGAUGUCAUAAGAUGUUAGGGAGGGGAGGGCUGUACAGAAGGCUAGGAAGAAGCAAUGGUCUUGCAAAAACAGAUAAACUAGAAAACUGGUUUUCUCUCAAAAGGUAUCAGAAAAGAGACUACUCUGGUUUCAUGUCCUGUUUAUCUGUGUGUGUCUUGGGACCCUUUAAUUUGUUUUGGGAACGUAUUGAAUGAAUUUCUUUGUUUCUGUAUC
Messenger RNA from Camellia sinensis, 1965 nucleotides. RefSeq names its product putative WD repeat-containing protein C2A9.03. NCBI's taxonomy places the organism in Eukaryota, Viridiplantae, Streptophyta, Magnoliopsida, Ericales, Theaceae. The record is from RefSeq and is a predicted model, not a curated record. Gene Ontology annotation, molecular function: protein binding.